AGGCUCUGCAUCCCCAUCCCUUCCUAAGCUCCAGAUGGGUCUUGCAGCCUUUGCAGAGGCCCCUGACAGUCUAAAGACCCACAGAAGCUGCCUUGUCACUUAUCUGGCAGGGCUGUGUGGGUCUGGGUGAGAGGUCUUCUCCUGCCUUGAGUGAGGCUCCUUUGGGAGCGUCUUGCCUGGGAUCUCUCACUUGUCCCUCUCCACUCCCGCGCGGAUCUGUCCCCCGCCCGCGCCCAGCGUGGCGCGCCCCCUCUCCGCGCGCGGGCGGGCGCUGAACAGUGUCGCCGGCCGCCUGCAGGUGUCUCCCCACGGAGGGGCGCGCGUCCCUGCGCCGUGGCCGCUGCCAGGCGCCCGCGGCUGCUCGCCGAAGCGCACUCGCGCUCCGGGCUCCGGGCGCGCUGGUCGGCUCCACUCUGCGGCCCCAGUCGCCCCGCGUCCUCGUCGCCCCGCGUCCCCGCCGUGGGCCAUGGGCCUGCGCCGCGAACACCGUCGCCGACCGCAGGCACCUGAGCCCCGGGGCGGGCGCUGACGCGGGCACCGCUGCCAACUUCGCGCGGAGCUGCGGGCGGCGCGGGCGGCAUGAAGACGAGCCGCCGCGGCCGAGCGCUCCUGGCCGUGGCCUUGAACCUGCUGGCGCUGCUCUUCGCCACCACCGCCUUCCUCACCACGUACUGGUGCCAGGGCACGCAACGGGUGCCCAAGCCUGGCUGCGGCCAGGGCGGCGGCGCCAACUGCCCCAACUCGGGCGCCAACGCCACGGCCAACAGCACAGCCGCCCCCGUCGCCGCGAGCCCGGCCGGCGCGCCCUACAGCUGGGAGGCGGGCGACGAGCGCUUCCAGCUGCGCCGUUUCCACACUGGCAUCUGGUACUCGUGUGAGGAAGAGCUCGGUGGCCCGGGUGACAGGAGACCAGCCCCUCCCCUUCCAGGAUCUCUGCCAGCCCUGGAGCCUGGUGACAAGGGGUCACAACAAGUUCCACAGCUGGGACAGUUUAUGAUGUCAUCUCAGGACCACCAGUUCACUGAAGAGCAGAACUUCAUCUUAGAAAGAAUGUGGGUGCACAGGUGAGAAAUGUCGCAGCUUCAUUGACCUGGCUCCAGCGUCAGAGAAAGGGGUGCUGUGGCUGUCGGUGGUCUCUGAGGUGCUCUACAUCCUUCUGCUGGUGGUCGGCUUCAGUCUCAUGUGUCUUGAGCUCGUCCACUCCAGCAGCGUCAUAGACGGGCUGAAGCUCAAUGCCUUUGCUGCGGUCUUCACGGUGCUCUCAGGUCUCCUGGGAAUGGUCGCACACAUGAUGUACACACAGGUGUUCCAGGUCACCGUGAGCCUUGGUCCUGAAGACUGGAGACCUCAUUCCUGGGACUAUGGGUGGUCCUUCUGCUUGGCCUGGGGUUCAUUUACCUGCUGCAUGGCGGCAUCUGUCACUACACUCAACUCCUAUACCAAGACAGUCAUUGAGUUCCGGCAUAAGCGCAAGGUCUUUGAGCAAGGAUACCGGGAGGAGCCGACGUUCAUAGAUCCUGAGGCCAUCAAAUACUUCCGGGAGAGGAUUGAGAAGGGGGACGUGAGUGAAGAGGAAGACUUCCGCCUUGCCUGCCGCCACGAGAGAUACCCGACCCGGCACCAGCCACACAUGGGAGACUCCUGGCCACGGAGCUCAGCUCACGAGGCAGCAGAGCUAAACCGUCAGUGCUGGGUCCUGGGGCACUGGGUGUGAAGUGGCCCAAGCGCCCCGGCCUUCCUGCCAUCAUUGGCACGCCCCUCCCACAGGACACGGAAGCCUGGUCUCUGUGCUGUGGACUCAGCUCUCCUGUCGUGGAGACACCAGGCCUAGACUGCCACCACUGCCUGGGUCUCGGGCCCCAGAAGUGGGUCAAGCAGGCCUGAGGGACUGUCCAGGUGGCACAGAGACUCGGAGACAGCAGCCACCACCACACUUAAGAGCCCCACCCAGCUGGAAAGCCAGGAAGAACAUGGGCAUUGACCACUGGAUGCUAGACACCCCACAGCCAGCCACAAAGUCAAGCAGGUGCCCAGAGGGGCAGGGUCCUAUGCGGACAGGGAGCAGGGCUUAUUGAGGGAGAGGCAGUGUCUGCCUCUGCAGGGGCCACAGAGCAGGCACACAACAGGGGCUCAAUAAAUGCUUGGUGAAUCUGUUCUCUUGUUAUGUAUGGGCUGGCUCUCCCAUCAUUACCUUACCCGAGAUAUAAGCCCUGGGCAGUGAGAUCAGCUAGAGUCCAGCCCAGCCUGGGGAAGAUCAAGAUAGAGACAGGUGGGCAGAGCAAGAGGGGAAGGCCAGGAGCUAGAAGCAGCACAUGUGUUUAGGAACUUCAGCAAUGUGACACCACCCUGACUCUGAGGGUCCUUUACCCCGUGUCUAGGGCCUCUUUACAGAAAACCUCUGGCUCAGUUGCCUGGAGGAAAAACAAUUCCUGUCUUGACUAUGAGAGCUUGGGUCCAGAGAGAGAAAUUUCUUGCUUGAGACUAGAGAUGACAUGUGGGACUGUGAGUUUAAACCAGACUUGAUCCAAGUUUAGUCUCCCAAGAGCCUAAUCCUGCCCUGAAGGAUUGGCAGACCGAGGCAGAAUGUGGUCCUCUUCUUCAUUCAUCCACCCAUUGCCCAUCCAUGACUCACGGUCCCACCAGCCAGCCAUUUAGCCAACAUUUGGCCACCAUCAUCUACCGCCACUGAUCUGUGCAUCCAUUCAUCCAACCAUGAUCCAUCCAUUCACCAUCCACUCACCCAUCAUCCAUCAUCCUGCCCAUCCAUGUGUCAUGACCAUUUAACCAACAUCCAUCCAUCCAUCCAUCCAUCUAUCCAUCCAUCCAUCCAUCCAUCCAUCCAUCCAUCCACAUGUGGUUCAUCCAUCUAAUCCUUCACCAAUUCAGCAGUUUGUAGCCACUCAUCACCUAUCCAACCAUCCAUCUAUCCAGCCAGCCAGCCAGCAUCCAUCCAUCCAUCCACCAACCCUCAAUUAUCCAUUCACCCAUGAUUCAGCCACCCAUUAUCCAUUGAUCACUGUCAUUCCUCCCCUUGUCAAUCAUCCAUCCACCCAUCUGUGCUUGAGACAUUUUCAUCAUCCAGCUAUCUAUCUGUGCAUCUGUCUGCAUACAGGUGUCAUCUAUUGUGCCCCUACUGUGUGCCACACAGUGUGGCAGGCUCUUGAGAUGGAACACUGACACUUCCAGUGAAGCAGACAAGGGAUAGAAUGGGAGGUGACAGCUCAGUGUAUUAGUGCUGGGUGUGGUACCUGCUCUGGAGUCAGACUGCCUAGCAUCAGAUCCUGUCUCCUCAGCCCCGGUGGCCUUACCCUGUAGAUGGGACUCUUCACUGUACCUACCUCUUACAGCUGCUGGGGGUGGGGCCGGUGGUGACAGAGACUGGUGCCUGUGAGCACAGGGAACAGCAGAGUCUAGACCAUGGAAAGCACCCUGCCAUCAUGUCAUCGAGGAGAGUUGGGGCCAUGGAGCUGAGGCAGUGCCUGUCGGAGACCACCUGAAGGAUCGGCGAUCAAGGAAAUGAUAAUCCAAGCCAUCUCGCCGAUGUCAGGUUGUGCAAGGAAGGACAGGACAGGAGAGGGCUUUCAAAUGGUCCACGGAGGGAUUGGAGGUCUGUGGGGGUGGAACCAGAUUGCAGAGAGGACUCAAAGCUUCAUUGGAGACCUGUAGCUUAUCCUGGGGACAGAUGGAUGCUCUGGACAGGGUGGGACAGGCCAAAGUGAGGUGUGUAGUCUAGAAAGUCACCACAGCUCCAGGCUAGAGUAGAUGAUGACGGCGGGACUCCCAUGUCCUUGCAGGGCCCUAAGUGUGAGGAGAGUGCUGUAGGUGAGGAAUGAGGCCCAUGGAGGGCCAGGUAGUUGACUUAGGGGCCCAAGAGGAGGGACUGGCAUGGGAGGAGAGGGCUUAAAGUACUGUCCUGUGUUAGGCAGGGCACGAGGGGCAAAGGAUGACUCCGUGCUUCUGUAUGCAGGCAUGCCUGUGCUCAGUCAUUCUGAGAGCACCUGUGUUCACACAGUUAGUGACUCUGGGGGAGACAAAGUUGACCUGGCAGAGUCCUGCACAGUUGUGAGGGCACCAGAAGACCAGUAUGUGGAGUGGUGGCACUGGCCUUUCACAAGUGGGAGCCACUGGGAUGGGGCCUGAGCAUGGUCAUUGGUCUGGAAUCUGACCCUGCCACCAGGAACUUUGUAGGUCUUAAUGGUCAUCCAGGGGCCCUGUGAAGUUGGUCAUGGGCCCCAGGAGGUCUAAGAAAUGAUUUUAGUUGCAAAACUGCCAUCUAUUUUAAUAGCUGUGUUUAUGUAAAUGUGUAUUAGAAAACUGUGUACGGGCGUGUCCACGCUCCAGAUGCAGGCACUGCUGCGUAGAAUGAACCACAAUAGGCAUUUCAGUAAAAAGAGUUGGCUUAAAGAAAAAUACUAAAUAAAUAGUCAUGCAAGUGGUCUGUGA
Messenger RNA from Mus musculus (house mouse), 4443 nucleotides. It is a transcript of the gene Gsg1l, whose product is annotated as GSG1-like. Gene Ontology annotation, biological process: regulation of transport; regulation of signaling; regulation of cell communication. Gene Ontology annotation, cellular component: plasma membrane; asymmetric synapse; glutamatergic synapse. Lineage: Eukaryota; Metazoa; Chordata; Mammalia; Rodentia; Muridae. The coding region runs from base 1181 to 1714 and encodes 177 amino acids. The transcript has 8 exons. The record is from RefSeq and is a predicted model, not a curated record.